AUGGAUAUCGCUUUGCCGCAGGGGAUCGUUCCGCCUGAUGACAUCAGAAGGCGGAUCAGGUUGACUCGAGGGAUGCUGGAGAGGGACAUCCUGGCCUACAUUGGUGAUACUGUGUGGGAAUACCUGGUUCUCCGGCACCAGUACCAGCAGGUGGUGCGUAGCCCCUUCACGGAGAGUCAGGAGGUGAGACUCCAAAGACAAGGCAAAGCUGGUGUGAUGCUCUACCGCAGCAGGAUUCUGACUAAACGGGAGCGACAAGUGAUGCUUGAGGGUGCCCAGAAGACCUGGAUGACAAAGGUCAGGAUGAACUUUGAGAGCAUCAGAAGCGUAGGCGUGAACAUGUAUUCAAAUGCAUUAGGCCUUCGAACUUUGCUGGGUUAUGCCUACAUGGACGCGGCCACGUCUGACCAAGAUGUGAUGAGAAUUGUGGAUGAGAUCGGGCUACUUGGCGCUCCUGGGGUGGAAGACCAGAUGCUGGCAGACAUCACAGGAGGCAUCUUUGAUCCUACCCUUCGACCGCCUGGCAACUACUUCUUGGCAUUGGCUCCUUUGGGCCAUGCCGCUCUCCGUCUUUACGUGAGCCGGUACUUGUGCGAGAGGCCUCUCAUUCCCAGCGAAUUUAUCUACAGAGUGAAACUGGCGCUGCGACAAGAGGAGCUUGAUGCUGCAGCGGUUGCCUUUCUGCUUGAUAGUGCCACGGCUGAAGAAGCCAAACUAAUGCAGGGCGCUCGAGAGCAAGGUGACAGUUAUGCUUUCUCCUUCGAGUGCUUGUUGGGCGACCUUGCUCUCAGACUGCCGUACCGAUUGCACCAGAUUGUGUCCCAGUUCGGUUGGGCGCAGCCUCUGGAAGGCACUUAG
Molecule: messenger RNA, 858 nt
Organism: Durusdinium trenchii
Lineage: Eukaryota; Dinophyceae; Suessiales; Symbiodiniaceae
Source: the annotation of a GenBank genome assembly